This is a messenger RNA of Scophthalmus maximus (turbot), 6627 nucleotides long. RefSeq names its product leucine rich repeat and fibronectin type III domain containing 5b (gene lrfn5b). NCBI's taxonomy places the organism in Eukaryota, Metazoa, Chordata, Actinopteri, Pleuronectiformes, Scophthalmidae. Gene Ontology annotation, molecular function: protein binding. The transcript has 6 exons. Bases 3213 to 5606 code for a protein of 797 amino acids. The record is from RefSeq and is a predicted model, not a curated record.
CAGUAGACAGCAGCUUCUUGACAGUUUUUUGUUCCGGGGGGGGGGGGCUCCAGUCAUAAAUUAUUCAGCAUAUCUCCGAAUUUUCUGUGAUACUGUGUGAAGGAAAACACACACAAACACACACAUCAGAGAUCUCCAUCGAGUGAUUUAGGUUUUUUAUUACAUGCAACGCUGUAAAAGAGGGUAAUGAUUCAGACAAUACUCAAUAGUGUCAAUCUUUUCUUCCCAUCACUACAGUGCCAUAACUAAAACAAUGGGUCUCAUUUGGCCUUUAACCAGAAACCUCAGUUGUUGAGGUCCUUUCCUCUAGAUUGCCCUUCCUUGUUCCUAAUAUUAUUAGGUAAUCUUAAAAUGAGCCCCUGAUUACAUCUCACCAAAAAACUGUCAUUUUUUGUGUUGCCAUGGCAUCAAGGCUGUCACCCAAGAGCUAUCACAUUCUAACAUGGGCAGACUCUGUAGGAAAAGGGUGUCACAAUGCAUACCCACAUGCACAAGCACAGAUGUGAGUUAGACGGUCCAUAACUGCAUCAAUAUUUGGUGAGGAUGUUUGGAGACGGGCUACAUGAGCAUUUACCUGGUGAAAUAGAAUCUCUACCACCUCGGUCAAAAUAUGAUCCACUUCAGCAGAUGCUGCAGCUCCAUUUAGGCUCAUAAAGCCGGCAGGCCGAGGACCUGCUUUCACUGCUCUGUCGAUACCAUUGUACCAUCAUGUUGCAGCAUCAGUUUACCUCUUUGACACAACAGAGCUUAUUUUUGGCACACGUCCAGCUGCUUUUCCCUGAGUAACCCAGGUGAGACGCUGCCGAGACGCUUCCAUGUGCCACCGCGUCGACCUGCGGCGGAGGCAUACCAUACCAAGCAGACUUCAUCUUAUUAACUUCCGUUCGCAGGUCUCUGCUUUCCCUGAUUCGCUGCCCGGACGUGGAUCACAGAGGCUUUCUCACAUGAUCCCCGGCAUAAGUUAGACCAUCUGAAAACAUAUUCCCCAUGACCUCACCGGCCGAUUGGCAUGCAGUGUGCUGCAUAAGGCUUUUCUUGGCGAAUGCUCCCCCAGGGAGAACAUAGAUAUCCUGUCCUACAGUAUACUGGUGCUGCUGUGCAUGAAUGUCUGUCUCCAUAGCUGGGGGUUGUUGUGUAGUGAGCUAACUCUAUUAGGCACAAAUCCACCCACUGGUGUGUGUGUGGGUGUGUGGUGUCAGUCUAUUCUGUUCUCCGAGGGCAAAAAGACCUGCUCCGAGGUAGUAAACGAACAUUUGAUUGACUAAGAAGGAGAUUAUGCUUAAUGCAUUAGUAGAUUAUCUGUGUUCUUGUUUUUGUGUGGCCCUCCCGAGUCGUCUCAUCAUAAUGAACAGCCCUUACCAAAGGAUAACGAUUUUCCGGUGGUGUGACAUUUAAAGAUGAAGUACGUGAUUGAUGAAUGCAUAGAUUGAUUAUCUACUUAUUUGUUCGUGUACCUGAUGAGUGCAACCUGUUAUGCAAAUCUCCAUGAAACACCCAUAAUUAAAUGCAAAUUAGGGAGGCGGCGACAGAUAUUUCCUGCCCUGUCUCAGUAGCGAGGGGCUGUCCUUUUGUCCUCACAGAACAAAUUUUGUAGGGAUUACCGUUGCAACCAUUCUCUUCACGUUUGGCUGAGUUUUCACCAGUGAAAAAAGCCCCAUCUCCACAGAGUGAAUCAAUAUCACGUCUUCAGCGCCAUUCGGGCCUGGAAGUAGCAGGUCCUCUCCGCCUCAUUGCACUUCCAGAGGCUGUGCCAUUCAGAGUCAGAGCAGAAGGCGGGUUGGCACAUCAACAUGAACCCACUCGUGUACACCUCAGUUUUUGUAGACUAUCCUCUAAUACGCAUGCACACACACAUAAAAGUAGAUAUUAAACUUUCCACACAGGUACUUGGAAAUCACCACACAUAGCUUUGCAGCACUGCCUGAGUCAUCUGCCAUCUUUAAAGAGAGUCAAGGCCACGUUUAAUGAUGAUCUCUGCACCACUGUAACCCAGGCUACAUUCCACCAAAUGGGGCUCUUGUGUGACUUGGUAAAGUUGUCCCUUGUAAAAGAAAAUGGGUUGAAAAAGACAUUGAUUCAUUGCUGCAUGAUCAACAGUAUUCAUGAAAAUAUCACACCCAGCAUGCUCCCUCCGAUGAUAUCUUUCCUCCCAUUGCUAUUACGGGCCAUUUUAAGGCGACCUCCUUGUCAGGGCUGUAAUACAUUUUAACCACCUGUCAAAACGCUACUGUUGUCAGCGGAUGCCAUCAGGCUUCCUUCACUCCCCCUUUUAACAUUAAAAAACAUGGCCCCAUAAGGCAGCAUGUCACUCCUGUCCUGUCUGUUUUCUUUUACUCCAUGAUAUUUUUCUCAUACUCCUGCUGUCAGGGUUAUUACACCAUGAGUUGUGUGUCCCAGCUCCGGUGCAACAAAAGCUUUUGAAGCAUGAAGGUGCUCAGUUGGCACGCUCUUUGCUGAGGCAAGAUUUUUAUGCAAACUCUCCAAGAUCCAACAUCAACAACGAAGGCCUUACCGGCAAACCACAGAAAGUUCUACUCAUAAAUGAGCCAUUCUCUUUGGUAUUUAAAGUUUAGCUUUGGGAUUUUUUAAUACAGCAGUGGGAUCGGAUCCCUUGCUCUCCGUGUAUCAUCGGAUUGGUGUUUCUUUCCGUGUGCUGUAAUGGGACACCCAGAGGGCCUAAUGUUGCAUGUUCAACCAAACUGACACUGAAUUUCGGUUCUGUAAAUAUAAUCGCAACUAAUGUCACCCUCGCGCUGGAACACUGGAUGGUGCACCUGCAGACCUAAGAUCUGAUGUCCACAGUUUUUAGUUUUAUGACAUGUUUUAUCCCUGACAAGGUCUCAGGAUUCAUCAAAUGGAUCCCUCCUUAUCCCCCAUCUCAGCUGUGUGAUAAGUAAGAGAAGCAGCAGAGAGAGCAGAGCGAAAAUCAAUAGGGAGGCAUAGCACAUCCUCACUGAGGCACUGGGUCCAAUCAUCCCUUCCUAUCUGCGACAUGAUCCUGGAAGAUAUCAGUCUAAUUCUGACGAGGCCCGGGAUUGUCAGUCGAGACUUUGAUCCCUCUGUACACAAACAUAAAAGGAUUGGUAUUAUCAUAUCAAAAAGUAUAAGCAGGUGAGACGAGGCUAAAAAGAACUGUCACAGAAAUCAUGCAGGAUUACUGAGGAUGGCUCACUCUCAAGUCUGCAGGUGUGUUAACCUGACUGACAAGCCAAAUGGAGUCUCUCCUGGUGUAUCUGAUUGUUCUCGGUGUGGCUGUCAAGGCCCACAAAGUUCAAAUCUGCCCCAAACGAUGUGUCUGCCAGAUGCUUAACCCCAACCUGGCGACUCUGUGCGACAAAAAGGGGCUACUCUUCGUGCCCCCAAACAUCGAUAGGCACACGGUGGAGAUGCGCCUUGGGGAUAACUUUGUAACCAGCGUCAAACGCAAAGACUUUGCUAACAUGACUAGGCUGGUAGACCUGACCCUCUCUCGGAACACUAUUGGCACCAUUGCACCUCAUGCCUUCAAAGACCUGGAGAACCUACGAGCUCUUCACCUCGACAGCAAUCGGCUAACCCGCAUCACAAACGAUACCUUCAGUGGCAUGUCCAAGCUGCACCACCUCAUCCUCAAUAACAACCAGCUGACACACAUCCAUAUCGGGGCCUUCAAUGACCUCACCGCACUGGAAGAGAUAGAUUUAUCCUACAACAACUUGGAAAGUGCCCCAUGGGUGGCCAUUCAGAGGAUGUCCAAUCUCCACACCCUCAAUUUGGACCACAACAUGCUCAGCUACAUCCCAGAGGGCACCUUCUCUGGGCUGCAGAAGCUCAAACGGCUGGAUGUGACUUCCAACAAGCUCCAGAAGCUUCCUCCUGACCCUGUUUUCCAACGUGCAGGGGUCCUGGCCACCUCGGGGAUAAUGGGACCCACGUCGUUCGCAUUGAGCUUCGGAGGGAAUCCCCUGAGAUGCAACUGUGAGCUGCUCUGGCUGCGGCGAUUGAGGAGGGAGGAUGAUCUUGAGACCUGUGCUUCACCGCAACACCUUGCUGGACGUUAUUUCUGGACUGUUUCAGAGGAGGAGUUCCUGUGUGAGCCUCCUCUCAUCACCAGGCAUUCUCAGGAGCUGCGAGCGUUGGAGGGUCAGAGCGUGACUCUACGGUGUAAGGCCAGAGGCGACCCCGAUCCCAUUAUCCACUGGAUCGCCCCUGAUGGCCGCCUUAUGUCCAACUCCUCCAGGGCCAUGGUCCACACAGACGGCACGUUGGACAUCCUCAUCAGCACUGUGAAGGACUCUGGCUCCUUCACCUGCGUGGCCUCCAACCCAGCCGGCGAGGCCCAGCAGACUGUGGAUCUGGUCAUUGCCAAACUCCCACACAUCACCAACAACACAAUCGCAGAGCAGGAGCCCGACCCCGGUUCAUCAGAUAUCGCCACAGUGACCAAGACAGGCGCAGAGGCCGGAGGGGUGCCGCUGGGGAACACGAAGACGAGCCAGGAGAAGAAAGUAGUCAUUGCAGAGGCCACGUCCAGCUCGGCCCUGGUCAAGUUUAACUUCCAGAGGACUAUUCCUGGAAUCCGCAUGUUCCAGAUCCAAUACAAUGGGACUUACGACGAUUCACUGGUAUACAGAAUGAUACCUCCGACCAGUCAGGACAUCCUGGUAAACAACCUGGCGGCUGGUACGCACUAUGACCUGUGUGUGCUGGCCAUCUACGAUGACCAGGUGACCUCACUGACUGCCACCAGGGUGAUAGGCUGUGUGCACUUCACCACUGAGCCGCAGUACCUGAGGUGCCAUUUCAUGCAGUCUCAGUUUCUUGGCGGCACCAUUGUGGUUAUCAUUGGAGGGAUUAUUGUGGCCUCAGUUCUUGCUUUUAUUAUCUUCCUCAUUGUGCGCUACCGGGUGUGUAACCAAGGAGAUGCAGAUAAGGCUCUGGAGAUGGGGGAUAUUCGGUCACUCAGCAGUGAUGGACAGCUACAGGGCUGUGGGAUCCCCAAGUCCCUCUCCAAGCAAGUUCUGCGUCCAGAAAAAAAUGACAAGGAGUGCCUGAGAGUUUCCCUGCCGCCCUCAGAGCCGGCCAAGCAACGACCAUCAGUUGUAGCCAGCACCAAACCCACUGUCCCUGACUGCACUGUCUCUACCUCUGCUGCCAGCCACAGCUGGCACCCGGCGUCCCCUGGUGCUCCGAGGCCCAAACGCUCCAGUGCGCCACCAAAACCCUCAGAGGCUCGCCAGUCCGAAGCUCAGGCAGAUGUUGAGCUCGAUAACAUGAACCGCAAUAACUCGUCAGAGGUCAAAAUGGCCCCAGCCAUCGCUUUGGCUAUUCCUGGCCAGCCCACCAAAUGGACCGCCGCCCCCAGGGGUCCGCGGCCGCACCAGGCCCCUCGGCAUUAUAUGACUGUGCCUGCAGGGGCAGUGAGGGUGAACCGCAGGCACUCUCUCAACACAGACUCAUACAGGGAGUGCUGCUAUGUAGCCUACCCCAAAACCGGGGCCAGUCUGCGUUCCAAACGCAGCCUGUCGAUGAGCGUAGAGCUGCCCCAGCUUGAGGGCACAACAAACAGUCGCCGGGCCAGGGACAAGCUCUCCAGGUCUGAGUGGCUUCUGGAGAGCACUUUAUGAUUUGGAGUUUAUAACCUGCGUCGUCUUGUUUUCUUGGAUUGGAUUUGUGGCCUGUUGCGGAACAGACAGGGAUUGUAAUGCCUUGUUUUGAGCUCUGUGCUCCCUAUCGAGGGACCUGUAAGCUUCCCUCAUAUAUUUGAGGGCAAGGCAGGCAAACAGGGUCGUGGGAAACGUUUCACGUUUGUUUUCUACCUUAUAACCAAUCAAAGUCUUCUUUAUAAGGACAUUUGAUGAGACUUUGACGAAAAGGCACAACAAUGUAUAAAAACGACUUCAUGUACAAAAAUGUUAAGUUGUGUGAGAUACUGUACAACUCACCACAACCAUAAGUGUUCAUGUGGUGUUGAAUGCAGUAACCUGGACACUGUAUUAAAACAAAGAGAGAAACGUGCAGGGGGUAGGGUUAUUAUACUCGCAGUCUCUUUGCCUGUUACUUAAAGUGAUACAAUCUCUGCAGACUUUGAACAUGAUUCUCGUCUCCAGCUCUACAGACAGAUGGUGACAUGUCUUAAUUACCAUGGCGGGGGUUUGGAGAGAUUACAAAUGUGCUUUACAUCCCAGAGGUGUUGGGACAGAAUGUAGUAGACAGACAGCUCUCCAUCUUCUCCUCACCAACACUCCCAGACACAGCACAAUGCAGCAUAUUUGUGGCACAAGUCGACUCAGCCUAAUACUGCCCUCUGGUUGAAUCAAUAUGUUUUUAAUCACAUAAUUACAUAAAGACUCAACUCUAAUAGGAUUCCUGUCAUGAAUGAUUUGAGCGACAAUGGAACCAACACCAAUGGCAUGACAGGUGGUGACCUGAUCUGAUAUUACAUCCAUGCGAUCCAGAGGAGUGGUUCAUUUCCAUAUUUUUUACUUAUCAUUGACGUUAUCAUGUCGCGCCGGUGACAACCAUUGUAAAUUAACUUGUCAAUGUAAGAGAAAUGAUAAUCACAUUUAUGGAAGGACGCCAGCUCUUGAUUUUGCUGUUGUUUCUGUUUGAUGUUUACCAGUAUAAAUAAAUCAGUGAUAAAAGGGA